GUCAAAAGGGUAUAUAAAUGUUACACCAUUUUUUAUACUGUUGAGUUUCAACACCUCGGCAACAUGUUUAGGCUAAUUUUGACGACUGCUGCGUUUGCGGGUCUAAUUUGGGGUGCUCCCCAGCUCUCCCUGGAAGGCCUAGAUAUAGACGGAAGAAUUGUCGGUGGUAACAACACCACCAUCGAGACUCACCCAUACAUCGUCUCUGUCCAAGAAUUAAACAAUCACGUCUGCGGUGGUUCCAUCAUCGCCGCCAACUGGAUCCUAUCUGCAGCCCAUUGCUUCACGGCGAACACCACGGCCUACUCUAUCCGCGCGGGAUCAACUUUCCGCAACACCGGAGGACAAGUGAUUAACGUCAGCAGGAUUAUCAUCCAUCAAAGCCAUAACAGAGCCACCCUUGAUUACGACAUCGCUCUUCUCCAACUUAACAGUUCCAUCACCACUAUCGCAGCCCGUGCAGUCUCUUUGGCGGCUCAAGGCGGCGCACCUCUAGCUGGAACCACGGCGACUGUCACGGGAUGGGGAGCUCUUUCAGAGGACGGACCGCUCGCCAGCAUCCUCCAAGUGAUCAACGUUCCGAUCAUCAGCCAGGCUAAUUGUCGUAUAGCUUACGGACAGAACACCAUAACCGACAGGAUGUUCUGCGCGGGUGUUUUGGGUGUGGGAGGAAAAGACGCUUGUUUCAACGAUGCUGGUGGACCUUUGAUCGCCGGUGGGAUGCUCACUGGUAUCGUCUCGUGGGGUUAUGGUUGCGCCCUUCCGAAUUAUCCUGGAGUGUAUGCUAGCGUUCCCAAUCUUAGGACUUGGAUUAGAAAUGUCACUGGCCUCUGAGUUGUUCACGUUUUCAUCAAAUAUGUACAAAGAAUCCGAUAAAUAUUAAAAUUUUAGAGGUUAUGUCAAUGGAAACAGUUGUAAUUGAAGUACAUAUCAUAGAACAGUGUUAAGAUACGUAAGAGUUAGUUAAACAUUGAAAUAGUGGUUCAUACUAGACACAACACACAUGGUAAUAGUGAUUUUCACCAAUAAUUGUAAAAUUCUUUGUCCAAGCUAAAUAUGAAUACAUGCAAAUGGAGUUUG
This is a messenger RNA of Anoplophora glabripennis (Asian longhorned beetle), 1080 nucleotides long. Its product is annotated as trypsin-7-like. The transcript has 2 exons. Lineage: Eukaryota; Metazoa; Arthropoda; Insecta; Coleoptera; Cerambycidae. Gene Ontology annotation, biological process: proteolysis. Gene Ontology annotation, molecular function: serine-type endopeptidase activity. The record is from RefSeq and is a predicted model, not a curated record. Bases 64 to 834 code for a protein of 256 amino acids.